CUAUGAAAAAGAAUCAAAGUCAAAUUUUCAAACAAAAAAAAAUGCAUGAAGAAGAAAAACCCGGUCUGGAAAAAGUGCCGUCGGAAAAUGCGAAGAAGAAACCGAAAGCGAAAAAGAAAAAAAAUCCAAAAUGGACCACAGCGACGAUGGCGGCGGGUAUCGGGAGGCGACAGUUACUCGCCGCCACAUUUAAAGAAAUCAUUUUCCAUUUGAUGUCGUUGGUGUUUUUGAGCGUUUACAUCUUCGGGCAGGCGAACGAUAACGAAUUUUACUUAACGGAGGCGAUGAAUAACGUCUUCGAAACCGACAAGAUAUUCCCGAACAUCGAUGCCGCCGACAAAUUCUGGGCUUAUAUGGAAAACGAGAUCAUGGACGCGUUUUAUGGGUCAGAUCCCACUGGGGAUGGUCGGUUAACCAUUUCGAAUGAAAAUGUUCUUUUGGGUGUUCCGAGGCUCAGACAAGUGAAAGUGUCCAACACCUCCUGCGAGAUCCACGGUUACUUCAGAAGAAUGUUCAUUGAGUGCUACGACGCCUUCGGAUAUUGGGCUGAAGAUAAAGAAUCGUUCGGUCUAAGGAAACCGACUGCCUGGACGUUUAGCGAUAUCUCGAAGACGAACAGCGUUAGACAUUGGGGCAUCCUCACCUCUUACUCGGGAGGUGGAUUUUACGUGGAUAUGGCACCGGACCAGAACAAAACCGCCGAGAUUUUCAAAGAACUAAAAGACAACUUCUGGAUUACGCGUGGUACUCGGGCAAUUUUCCUCGAUUUCAGCGUAUAUAACGCCAACUUGAACCUGUUUUGCAUUUGUAAGUUAACUUUCGAGUUUUUACCGCCAGGAGGCAUAACUACGAGCUCUCGAUUCACCACUGCCACGUUGACUCCGUUUACCCACGGGUGGUAUUGGACCCUCAGGAUUCUACUUUACCUAUUUUGCGUCUACGCGUUAUAUUGUUCACUAGAGGAGCUUCGCGAGAUGUGUUACUUUAAAGGAAUGUACUUUUUACAGUUUUGGAAUUACGUCGAUAACAUCGUAAUAUUGCUGACGUGUUUCUUAGUGGCGAGCACCGAAUACCUAAGGGUCAAAGCGAAGACGUACAUAGAAGAAGCGAACGAGCAUCCCAGCCAAUAUGGGAACCUGGAAGAGAUCCGACUCAUUUAUCAAGCGGUCCAGAUAAGCGGGGCGGUUCUCUUAUUCUUCGUGUAUUUGCGUACUUUUAAGUUUUUAAACUUCAACAGGCGAAUGGCCCAACUGAAUAACACGAUCAAGAGAUGCGCCAUGGACAUAUUGGGGUUCUGCGUGAUGUUCUUCGUCGCAUAUUUCGCCUACGCGGAACUCGGCUAUUUGGUGUUCGGUAGUGAAGUCGACGACUUCCGUAGUUUCGGGGAGGCGAUGUUCACCUUACUCCGGACCAUUUUAGGGGAUUUCGACUACGGAGCUAUCCGGCAAUCCAACUGGAUCAUUGCCCCCAUAUAUUUCCUCUCGUUUAUCAUUUUGGUGUUUUUUGUCUUGUUGAACAUGUUCCUGGCGAUCAUCAAUGACACUUAUGUGGACGUGAAAACGGACAUAGCGAUCGCCCCCAAGGAAAUCGAGAUGAGCGACUACAUUUCCUCGAGUUUUCGAUCCUGUUUACGGCGAAUCGGAUGUAAAAUCAAACAGGCCGAAGAAGAGAGAUUGAUCGAUACUUCUUUGAGUGAAAUCCGCGACGCUUUGAAGCGAUGCGGUUUCGAAGAUAGAGAAAUCGAAAUGUAUUUCGAGAAGUACGACAUCGAUCCGCUGAAGGACUUGAAAAAGCAGGAUAUCGAGAAGUUUUAUGAACUGUUCGCGGCGGAAGAUGUGGCACGGCAAAAGGGCGAAGAGAACGUGGUUACGUGGAAGGAUUUCAAGAAGCAGGACGAUAAACUGAUCGAGUUGGAAAAUAGUAUCGUUUUAUUAGCGCAAGGGGUUCAGGAUUUACUGCAUACCAUCGAGAGUCUGCAAGGGAAUCAACUUAGACCUAUGCAAAUUUAGUUAUGUGUUAAAAUCAAUUUAAUUUUUUGACUAUUAAAAAAAUUAGUUAAAAA
This is a messenger RNA of Anthonomus grandis grandis, 2062 nucleotides long. Its product is annotated as polycystic kidney disease 2-like 2 protein. Gene Ontology annotation, biological process: detection of mechanical stimulus. The record is from RefSeq and is a predicted model, not a curated record. Bases 3 to 2009 code for a protein of 668 amino acids. Lineage: Eukaryota; Metazoa; Arthropoda; Insecta; Coleoptera; Curculionidae. Gene Ontology annotation, cellular component: membrane. Gene Ontology annotation, molecular function: calcium ion binding; calcium channel activity. The transcript is spliced from 2 exons.